AUUCUUUAGUUGUUUGUACAAUUCGUUUGGGAACGGACGCGGGUUAUGCGUUGUUUUACAUCGGACAAAACUUUGAAUAGGCGAUGUGUUAUAAAAUUAAUGAGAGUGUGAAAUGUGUGUAGUUGUAUAAUCUAAUUAUAAUUAAAUGCAGAUAUACCUUGGGAAAAUGGAGUCACGCGUACUAGUUCUAUGGAUUACCCUAGUUAGUUUGGCUUGUUCGGAAGAUAUACGAUCUUCAGAUUUGGGAGUUAAAAUACCUAAUGAAAUUGAAAAUGAAAGUAUAUCGUCAUCCGUAAAUGAAUUCGGAUUUAAGUUGAUCAAGGAAUUGAUGAGAAGAAAUGAAAACCAAAAUAUUGUAAUUUCUCCAGCAGGCAUUUCUGGAUUGCUUGCAAUGGCGUUGUUAGGGAGUGUCGGUGAAUCGUACGAGGAACUAGCCCGCGUACUUGGAUUUUCCGAAGAUGUUAGACGUAACCGGGAAAACCACGACCAUUUCGGUGAUUUAUUGCGGUCUUUAAAUAUAAAUGAUACAUCGAGUAAAACCAUGUAUGCUGACGUAAUUUUUGCCGAUAAGAGCUCAAUUCUUCGGGAAGCUUACCGUUCAUACCUAAGCAGGGUAUACGGCGGUGAUGCUCUAACUACCGAUUUUAAAAAUCAGCAAGCAGCAAAAGACCUUAUAAAUGAGUGGGUCUAUGAUAAUACUAAAGGGAAAAUAUCAAAUUUCUUAAAAGAAGCUCUUCCAAUUGACACAAAAGUUGUAUUACUUAGUGCCCUGUACUUCAGUGGACAGUGGAAGCACCCGUUUUUGAUUGAGUUUACUAAAAAACUCCCAUUCAAGGGACUAACUGAAGAUGUAAUGGUUGAACAAAUGCUGAAUAUGGGCAGUUUUCCGUAUAUUUUUUCAUAUAAUGAUGAUUUACACAUGAUUGCUCUACCAUACAACGAUAGUGUGACUACAAUGUACGCCUUAAAACCGCGUCGACCAAACGAUCUCACUUUAGCAGAACUGCUCAAUAGAUUGGACUUCAACAAAAUAGACGCUCUUAUCGCGAAAAUGGAAAAUAGGAAAUGUGUUAUAAGAUACCCAAAGAUGAACCUGCAGAGGACUGAGAAUUUAGAAGAAUCUCUUAAGGCAAUCGGUGUGAGAAAUAUAUUUAAACCUGGACAAGCAAAUUUUGCUCUAAUGGUAGACAACAAUAGUGUGGUCAAUAGAACAGUUAAUGAAAUAGUUAGUAGAAUUAAUACAGGAGACAUUGAUGAUUCAAGGUCUUUAAAAGAAGUUGUAGAUAGCCUUCCUAAUCCAGGAGUAUAUGUGGAUACAGUUUUACAUGAUGUCAAACUCACUGUUGAUGAAUAUGGAACUGAAGCUGUGGCAGCAACCAGUGGGAUAUUAGCUCGAUCAGCCGAACUAUUUUAUGCAGAUACACCAUUCUUUAUGUUUAUACGCAAUGAGAGGACUAAACUCGUAACAUUUAGUGCAAUUAUAUCAAAUCCAAAAUCAUUUCAAACUUAAAAUAUUUUUUUUUAAUAGUCUUAGUUUGAUUACACUUUUUUACUUAACAAUCACUUAGUAAUUUUCUUACAUAAAACAGUAGGUUAUUUUCUUGUUUAUCUGAUGCUUGAUAAAACUUAAACUUUUUUUAAAGAUUUACAGUAGUCUGUAGUAAUGAAUUAUAAAUGCAAGUGGUAUGAUUACACAACUAAUCAUAUUUCUGUUCAUUUACAUUAUGGUGGUAUUAAUCAACAAUUAAAUGUUUAUUAAACUAUUUUUUUCAUUAUCUUGUACACCUGAUUGUUUAAAUGAACCAUAUCCUAAUAUGAUCAAUACAUAAAAAUGUUUUAACAAUAUCAAUUAUAUUAUAAUGAUAUUAUAUAAAAUGUUUUAUCAUAUUUAUAACUUUAUUAAAUGAAACUUCUAGUGUA
This is a messenger RNA of Pieris rapae (cabbage white), 1920 nucleotides long. RefSeq names its product leukocyte elastase inhibitor (gene serpin-13). Gene Ontology annotation, molecular function: serine-type endopeptidase inhibitor activity. The record is from RefSeq and is a predicted model, not a curated record. The coding region runs from base 146 to 1510 and encodes 454 amino acids. NCBI's taxonomy places the organism in Eukaryota, Metazoa, Arthropoda, Insecta, Lepidoptera, Pieridae. The transcript has 9 exons.